AUGGUCACUCUUACCGAGGUUGAGGAUGAGCACUUCCAGGUCUCUCAGGCUGGUCCCGAUGCCGAUGAUGACGAUUUCACUGAUACCGACUCCGAGAUCUCCAACGAGUCCGAUUAUGAUCCUACAGAGGAAACCCUAGCAGAGCGCCUGUACGCUCUCCGCGAUAUCAUCCCUCCCACAGCACGCGGCUGGGUCGCUGGCAAGGUCAAUGCCGUCACCAGUGCCACCUGGACCGCCCUGUCAUUCGGUGGCAAGUCUGCCUGGGUUAUCACGACCUCCGCCCUCUUCUUCGGUGUUCCCUUCGCCCUGUCCUUCGCCGAGGACCAACAGCUCUCAGCCAUGGAGCAAGAAUACAACAUGCGACAGCAGGGUGGCGAGCUGCUCACAGCCGGUGGUGAGCAGAGCACCGCCGACAUGAUCGGCGCUGCGAUCGGGGAUGGCAGCCAGCAGGCCAAGCCUUCCCUGUAA
Clonostachys rhizophaga is the source of this 468-nucleotide messenger RNA. Lineage: Eukaryota; Fungi; Ascomycota; Sordariomycetes; Hypocreales; Bionectriaceae. The record is from the annotation of a GenBank genome assembly.